AUCGUUCCGGAAAAAUUGGGUGCAAUGUCAAGGCCGUUUCCAAGAUAGCCCGCUGUAACUCCACCGUUUAUCGUCAAAGCAACGGUAAAAAUUGCCACGGACAUCGUAGGAUCGCGACCAAGGGUUCACCGGCCGGUCAAGACGAAUAAGAGGAUGUGGAAGGACGAAAGAAAGGAAGGAGAAAGAAAAAAAAGAAAAGGAAUUAGGGGGAGAGAAGAACCACGAGAGGGCCUACCUUCUUUCUUGUAGCUGUUGGCGAAUGUUAAGAUGAAAAAAGAAAAAAGAAAAGAAAGAAAUGAAGGAUCCCGAUGUUUUCCUGGUCCAAACUGGUUUGGCUGCGAUAUAUCCUUAUGCGAGACGAAUCGGAGAGCUGCGACGAAGUCACGUUAUUACCAUUGUAGUCUCGCAGUUCACACAGUUAGAAGAAAAUAGAAAAGGCACGGAAUUAAUUUUAGACAUUAGUGAUGAACACAAGGCUCAAUAUUUAAAUCAAGAUUUUUAUUCAAAUGCAUAUAAUUACGGUUAUGAGGUGAAUCCUAACGGACAAUUUCAUCACGAAGUGCAUGGACCAGACGACAUUACAUAUGGAUGUUACGGCUAUGUAGAUCCUUUUGGAAAAUUAAAAACAACAUUUUACAUAAGUGAUGGAUGGGGAUAUAGAGUAGUCCACCCAGGACAAAAUGUCGAACUAUUUUUUCACGAACAUGAACGUCAUGAGAAUAGUCAAUCUCAUGAGCAUGAUAAUGACGAUCAUCAUGAUCAUCACGGCAUUCUAAGAGCUUGGGACAAGUUACAUUUUCCAUCCAUAUGUGCACAAUUUGAAGGAACGAAUACUAAUCCUACUGUGAUACCACCAUCAAAACCAGAAACACUUGGGGCCCCAGGAAUUCCUGGAAUACCUAAAUAUCCUGCCACUCCUGGUACACCAGAAACACCACCUCGGUCUGGAUACCUCAGAAAAUCAGAAACUCCUACGAUUCCAGGAAGAUCAGAAUCUUCAACGUCGUCAAGAACUCCUAAUCUUCCAGGAAGACCAGGCACACCGAGAACACAGGAAACACCAUCGUAUACUGAAUACUUUGAAAAGCCCGGCACACCAGAAAUUCCUAGGCCCUCGAACAUUCCAGGAAAACCAAAAACUCCUGACAUUCCAGAUACACCAUCACAUCCUGAAUUCCCUAGGAAACCUGCAAGAGUAAGGAUGUCUAGUACUCCAAGCACACCAGAAAAGCAAUAUUAUCCGGAAUAUCCUAGCACAUCUGGAACAUCUGUUACUCCAGGAAAAGCAUUCCAACCUUCACACCCUGACAUAUCCAUUACUCCUGUCAUUCCAGAAAAACCAUCCCAUCCUAUGCAAUCAGAUACUCCUAGUAUUUUAAGUAGACCAAAAACUCCUGAAACUUUUGUUACUCCAGGCACAUCAGGAACACCGUAUUAUCCGAGCUAUCAUGAAAGAUCAAGAACUUCUGACAUUCCAGGCAUAAUAAGAACACCAUUGCGUCUUACGUACCCUGAUACAUCAAUAACUUUUGGUACACCAGAUAAACAAGACACUCUUGGUCCAAAUUCAUUCGGAAUACAAUUCAGAAAUCCUGGCACACCAGAGACUCCUGGAAGUCCGGGAACACCAGAAACGCCAGGAACACUACCGCAACCUAUAUACCUGAACACAACAAGAACUUCAAAUAAUCCGGAUGACAAAGACAGUCCUUCAUCACCUUCAACCUCUACCGCAUCAGAAGUUUCGAAUAUUUUAGGCGUAGUAGAUAAUUCUGGAGUAGAAGAAUUACCAGCUUCUCAGCAAUUAGACGCACCAGGAACAUCAUCGCAACUUGUAUCCUCAGGAAUAAUGCUUCAUCCUACCGUACCAUUGAGUUCUGCGUAUUUGGAUGCAGGAGUGGUUUUUAAUACUCAAGACUUUUCAGAUCUAUCAUCACCUUCUUCACACUCUAACAUGACUGACAAUAUUAUAUUAACAUCAGCAAGCUCACAAUUACCAUCUUCUGAAAUUCUUAGCAUUGCUGCAGCAACAACAGGAAUUUCUGACAGUUCAAAAAAACCAAAGACAUUUAAACAGAUAGGCACUUCUGCAAACCCAAGCACUUCUGCAUACCCAAGCACUUCCGCAUACCCAAGCACUUCCGCAUACCCAAGCACUUCUACACAUCCAAGCACUUCUACACAAGCAGAUAUUUCUGAACACUCUAGAAAACGUACGUGGUCACAGGUAGUUGCAUCUCCUGAAGAAUCAUCCUAUUCUAAAAUUCCUAAACAAUGCAAUAAAAGUACUCAAACAGUCAAAAAACGAAAGAGACCAAACGUAAAAAAAACACGUAAAAGACCCAAUAAUCAAUCUAAAAUAGUAUCGCAUAAUAGAACCCACUCGCAGUCUACAUAUUCUGGUAUACAAUGGACUUCUGGUAUUAUGGCAGUACAUGGCAUGCCAUCGACUUCUGCGACUUCUAGUGGUUAUAGUAAGCAAGACAUUAGAACUUCGAGUACUUCAGGUGCAUCAGACAGUCCCACAGAUCAAUCAUCAUCGUAUUCUUUAACCCCAGAUACACAACCAAACUCACAAUCAGCAUCAUCUUCUAAAAUUCUUGCCAUUGUCAAGAGAAAACGAGAAAUUCUCAAUAUUCCUAGAUUUCCUCGCAGAAUAAGAAGACGAUUCUAUACUAACAUCUAUGAGAGACCAGAAAUACCACUCAGCCCUGAACAGGAAAAUAUUCCAGAACAACAUAGCACAUCAGAAAUAACACACUCUGGCAAACCAUUAACUCCAAACAUUACAAAACCACUAGCAAGAACAUCAUCUCUUGCACAUUCGAGCACACAAGAAAUAUCAUCAUUAUCUGGCACAGCGGGGCCUUCUAGUGUUCCAACUGGAUUACAAAUUAGUAAAUUACCCAAAAACCGUAGUAGAGGAGCUUCUAAUUCUGCGAGACUCCAUCGUCCUAUAUCUAUUACCGUUUAUGAAAUAGGUAAAGAUGAUCUUAAACAUACUCAUCCAUCAGAAACAAUACAAAAUACUUCCCUUUCUUCAUCUACAACAGAUCCUCCUGCACAGUUUGCCAUACAAAGUACUUCUCGUACCUCACGUAAAUUAGACUUCUCUAAAUACGUUGGCACAUCAAAAGAAAUAUCAUAUGAUGAACAUUCUCGCAUACCAUCGCAUUGCAUUCGUGAUAUUGCAAAUACUCAAGAGAGACUACCAUCUUCUGCACAGUCGGGUGCAUCAGACACACUUUUUCCACCUGGACACUCUGGCACACAAUCGACUCCUGUUAUUGAAGAAAUCCCAGAACAACCAACAUCUCUUGCGCAUUUGGGUACAAGAAUAACGCCAGGGCAUCCUGUAAACCCUGGCACAUCAGGUAUACAACCGCAUUUUCAAGCCUCUGGAACACCAGGGACUUCUAGUUUUCCAAGCAGUCCUACAGAUCCUAGACAAUUGGACAUACCAAAGAUUAUUGUUACUCCAAGUACUCCACGUAGUCUAUAUUUUAAACCUUCUGCCACAUCAAGAACACAAACAUAUUGUAAGGAUUUUAGAAUCGCAGGGAAUGAAGGAUCACGUCGUCCUAUGCAGAUUGCCUUACAAAAAAUAUAUAGUAACUUAGGUAGAAAAGCCAUUCUUAGACAUACUAACACAUCAGAAACAUCAGUAAAAGCGUCAGAUACUUCUUCUUCAGAUAAAGCAGGCUCUUCUGAAUACAUUGGCAUAUUAAAAGUGGCUGAAAUACCACCGUCUUGCAUUCAUGAUAUAGCAAAAAUCCCAGAGGGACUAUCAUCUUCUGCACAAUCGGGUGCAUCAGAAACACUUAUCCAGCCUAACAUACCAUCGACUUCUAUUAUAACAGAAACUACAACAAUAACGUCAUCUCCUGCAUAUUUUGCUGGACCAAAAACAACAUCGCCUCUUGAAUACCUUGGAAUAACGUCGACCCCUGAUAUUGUAAAAACACCAGCAAGAACAUCACCUCUAGCACAUUCGGGUUCACCACCUUUAGCAGAUUCGAGUUCACCACUUUUAGCACAUUCGGACUCACCACCUUUAGCACAUUCGGAUUCACCACCUUUAGCACAUUUGGAUUCACCACCUUUAGCACAUUUGGAUUCACCACCUUUAGCACAUUCGGAUUCACCACAUUUAGCACAUUCGGGUUCAUCAACUUUAGCACAUUUGGGUUCACCAACUGUAGAACAUUCAGAUCUAGCACCUCCAGCACAUUCGGAUUCACCACCUUUAGCACAUUCGGGUUCGCCACCUUUAACACAUUCAGAUCCACCACCUCCAGCACAUUCAGGUUCACCAACUGUAGAACAUUCGGAUUCACCAAAUUUAGCACAUUCGGAUCCAGCACAUUCGGAUCCACCACCUCCAGCACAUUCGGAUCCACCACCUCCAGCACAUUCGGACUCACCACCUUUAGCACAUUCGGACUCACCACCUCCAGCACAUUCGGACUCACCACCUUUAGCACAUUCGGACUCACCACCUCCAGCACAUUCGGAUUCACCAUGUUCAGAACAUUCGGAUUCACCAUGUUCAGAACAUUCGGAUUCACCACCUUUAGCACAUUCGAAUUCACCACCUUUAUCACAUUUCGGUUCACAACCUCCGGCACAUUUGAAUUCAACAUCUGUAACACAUUUUGGUUCACACCUUCUAGCACAUUUAGGUUCACCACCUCCAGCACAUUUGGGUUCACCACCUCCAGCGCAUUUGAAUAUAUCACAAACACCAUCGCAUCCUAGAUAUCUUGGCAUAUCUGCUAGUGUAAAAACAAUAGUAAGAACACCAUCUUCAACAGAUUUGAGUACACCAAGAACAUCAUCACACCCUGAAUACCCCGGCAUAUCAUCGACUCCUGGUAUUGUAGAAUCACCGACAAGAAGACAACCUCCAACAUAUUUGGCUUCACCACCUUCAACACAUUUAGGUUCACCACAUCUAACACAUUUGGGUUCAGCACCUUCAACACAUUUGGGUUCACCACCUCCAGCACAUUUGUUUUCAAUAUCUCCAAUACAUUUGGUUUCACUAUCUCCUACAGAUUUGGAUUCAUCAUCUACAGCACAUUUGAGUACACCAACAACACCAUCGCAUCCUGAAUACCUUGGCAUAUCGUCGACUCCUGCUAUUGUAGAAAUACCGACAAGAACACAACCUCCAACACAUUUGGGUUCACCACCUCCAACACAUUUGGAUUCAGUACCUCUUACACAUUUAGAUUCACCACCUAAAACAUAUUUGGAUUCACAACCUACAACACAUUUGGAUUCACAACCUUCAUUACAUUUGGGUUCACAACCUUCAUUACAUUUGGGUUUAGCACCUCCAGCACAUUUGGAUUCACAACCUCCAACACAUUUGGGUUCAAAAUCUGCAACACAUGUGGGUUCACAAGCUCCAACAGAAUUGGGUUCACAACCUCCACCAUUUUUGUUUUCACAACCUCUAACACAUUUGGGUUUAGCACCUCCAGCACAUUUAGAUUCACAACCUCCAACACAUUUGGGUUCACAAUCUUCAACACAUAUGGAUUCACAACCUCCAACAUAUUUAUUUUCACUACCUCCAGUACAUUUGGUUUCACUACCUCCAGUACAUUUGGAUUCACUACCUCUUACACAUUUGGGUUCACAACCUACAACACAUUUGGAUUCACAACCUUCAUUACAUUUGGGUUCACAACCUACAACACAUUUGGAUUCACAACCUUCAUUACAUUUGGGUUCACAACCUCCAACACAUUUGGGUUUAACACCUCCAGCACAUUUGUUUUCACUCCCUUCAAUACAUUUAGUUUCACUACCUCCAGUACAUUUGGAUUCGUUAUCUCCAGCAUAUUUGAGUACAUCAAGAACCCCAUCGCAUACUGAAUACCUUGGCAUAUCGUCGAAUCCUGCUAUUAUAGAAUCACCGACAAGAACACAACCUCCAACACAUUUGGGUUCAGCACCUCCAGCACAUUUGGUUUCACUACCUCCAAUACAUUUGGUUUCACUACCUCCAGUACAUUUGGAUCCGCCAUCUCCAGCAUAUUUGAGUACAACGAGAACGCCAUCGCAUCCUGAAUACCUUGGCAUAUCGUCGACUCCUGGUAUUGUAGAAAUACCGACAAGAACACAACCUCCAACACAUUUGUGUUCACCAUCUCUGGCACAUUUGGGUUCUCUACCUCCAGCACAUUUGGGUUCACUACCUCCAUCACAUUUGGGUUCACUACCUCCAGCAAAUUUGGGUCCACUACCUUCAGCACAUUUGGAUACAUUAGGAACACCAUCGCCUCGUGUAAACUCUGACAUAUCAAGAAAAGAACCGCAGUCUCCAUACCCUGGCACAUCUGAAACUUACAAAUUUCCAGAUAGUCCAAGACCGCCUAGUCAAUAUAUUAUACCAGGUACUUCUGAUACUUUAGAUACAUCUGGGCACCAGAAUGACACAUCAGAAACGCAACCGUAUCCUGUAUAUUCUGAGACCCCAGAAACUUAUAAUACUUCAAGUAGACAGGACAUUCCUGGGAAUCAUGGUACAUCAGAAACACAUCCUGAAUAUCAUGAUACAUCUGAUAUUCCAAGUAGACAAGAUACUUCUGAAUACGAUGAUAAUUCUGAUACCUCAAGAAUACUAACGUAUUCUAGAUAUCCUGUCAUACCUAGGCCUACUAUCUCUCCUGAUAGACAAAGACCUCUUGAACGUGACAGAACAAGAACUUCUUUAAGUAGAGUAGACAAUUCUGGAUAUCGUAGAAAAUCAGGAGGAAAACAACAUGCCGAAUAUUCUGACACGUCAGAGAGAUCUAACAGACCGAAUAUACCAUCCUAUCCGCCUUAUCCACUACAUCUAAGUUAUAAUGGAUCUCUUAGAUACCCGUCAGCUUAUCCUAGGAUUUUGGGAACAAACGGAAGACCCGGUUUAUUUGGAAAGCCAAAUUACCCAAUUCAUGUUAGAUAUCCAUCUUAUUUCAAUGGCCCCGAGGGUCCUGUUGGACCAAAAGGACCUAUUGAUGAUAUAGGCGAUAUUGGAGACGUCGGUGGUGAUGGUGAAGCAGGCCCGGAUGGUCCAUGGCCAACCGGAUCUCCAGGACCUGAUGGACCAUGGCCUGGUGAUCCAGAUUAUUACUCAAGUGUAAUACAUUCCGCGAAAUCACGUUCUCGUGGUCCUGUGAAAAUUUUACGGCUCAAAUCUUAUACACCGAUAAAUAUUAGUUCAUCGAUAAAAACAGAUUUUCCAGGACAAAUUAAUUUAAAAUCACUUAUAAAAUCGAAUAUUGCUAGUGCAAUAAAUAAUGAUAAAUUAUCAGAGGUUUCAUAUCCUAUCAAAGUAAGCAAAAUCGUUGAUUUGGAUCAUAGUAAAAUUAAAACGCAAGAAUAUGAACAAAUUGAUGAAGGAAAUGUUAACCAUAAUGCGAAAGAAAUUAAUUCAUUAAUGCAUGAUACAUUGAAAACAUCAGAUCAUUUAAAGGAUACAUUCUCGAAAAAUCUAGAAAAAGAUGAAAUUACUGAUAAAAACAUUAAGACAUACGGAUUGAAAAUUGAACGUAAGCAAAAUAAUCAAUACGAGGUAAUAGAGGACAUUAAGCGUGCAGAAGAACCGAAAGAAGACUUAGAAGAAUUCCCUGUUCAUCGUCAAAAACAAUACCGAAAAGAAUAUAAAUUUUCUGCCAAUCAUACUUUUGCAUCCCAAGAUAUUAUCAAAGAUGCACUAGAACAACCUUAUGAAAUAAACCAUCAAGGAAGCCGCCUUAUAGUGCAUACGAAGUUCGAUAGAAAUGAAGAAAACAAAAGACGAGAAAAUAUUGAUUCCCCCGAAAACGAAACUAUUGCUAUCAUGGAACAGGUAAAUAUAUCGUCGGAAGGUGAACAAAGAGAUCAUAGAAUAAACGCAACAGGAGUUCAACCACCACAUCUGGUCAAUAUUAAGUCCUUUUCAUUACCCUUAGGACCGAAUCCUCAAGCUUGUCCUUGUUACUUAGUUGAAUCGCACAAGGAAAACGAUAUUACUAGGAGCACAACAUCCACUCCUCCUCUCAUUGGUCAGCUUGGAUUCAUUCCUGUCAUUUUUAUACCGUAUUGUCCCGGCAACAAGGCAGAUAGUCAUAAAAUGAAACUUAUGUAUCCCUCCGCAACACCUAUUCCGUAUCCAUGCAAUGCAUGUACCACGUCAGGUGAAAAUAUAGAAACAAAACUUCUUGGCUUACAAUUGGAUCAACUUGGCAAUAUUGAAAAUUUAAAGGGCGUCUUGAGUGUGGCCAAUCUUGGAUUUUUGAAUGUUCCAAUCAGAAACGUUGUUGAGAAGAGAAAAAUCAGAAAUAGGAAAGUAGUAUAAUGAAUCUAGUUAACUUAUUCAUAUUAAUAUACAAAAGAUAUUAUUUUUUUCUCGGGGAAGAGAAGUAUUCGCUCUUAUAAGAAUUAAAUAUGAAAUAUUGGAAGUAUCCCUCUGCCAGCUGCAGGUCAGCUAAUAGAUGGUCGUCGAUUCGAUGAUAUUAAAACUUAAACAUUACUUAUUGUGCAUAAUACUUUAGAAUGCAUGUCGACUGACCGACCCAUGUACAUAUUGCAUCUAAACGACUUUAUUAAACGAUUAUGAUUAUUCGUGUAUGAAACAUCACGCAUGAGAAUAUAAGUCGUUUAUAGAUUAAUAUUUUUAUUAUACCGACGAUAUUUUUUAAUUACUCUUCAUCUUGAAUAUUGCGACGAACCCAUUUAAUGAAUACUAAGCUUAAGUAAAUAUUAUUCCUUUACGUAUUAUUUUGUCAGAUCUUCAAGGAAAAUGCAAAAACAAAGUUAUUCCACAUACACAAUUUUAGUGCGCUUGAUUAUUUCCUUAGACGCAUUUAUAAAUAUUGUGCAAUACCAAUAUUGAUAAAUGAACAUUAAUCAUUAUGCAUAUAUACGUG
Messenger RNA from Vespa crabro (European hornet), 8906 nucleotides. Its product is annotated as mucin-12-like. The transcript has 7 exons. The coding region runs from base 296 to 8335 and encodes 2679 amino acids. Lineage: Eukaryota; Metazoa; Arthropoda; Insecta; Hymenoptera; Vespidae. The record is from RefSeq and is a predicted model, not a curated record.